AGCCUAGAGAGGCAACACCCUCCUGUAUCCCCCCUUCCGACCCACGGGUAAAGUGGCGCCCCCUACGCACAGACACCGUCCUUGGGCCCCCGCUCCGGCGAGGAGACCACCCUGGACCUCCGGGGGCGGGAGGCCGCUCUGGCCCCAAUCAGAGCUUCUCGCUGGUAGACGGGCCCGAGGGAGCCCCUCUGGGCGCAGCGCCGCCGAGCUGCUCGAUGCUCCGACCGGAAGUGCUCUUCACCGCCGACCUCCCACCCGGCUCUCUGGUCCCGGCGGUAAGAUGGCGGCUGCCGCGGAGUGCGAUGUGGUAAUGGCGGAGACCGAGCCAGAGCUGCUAGACGACGAGGAAGCGAAGAGUCCUACGCCUUUGACAUCUCAUCCUUCAGUCCCUUUGCUGGAAGCAGAGUCUUUCAAGGAACAAGGAAAUGCAUACUAUGCCAAGAAAGAUUACAAUGAAGCUUAUAACUAUUAUACAAAAGCCAUAGAUAUGUGUCCUAAAAAUGCUAGCUAUUACGGGAAUCGAGCAGCCACCUUGAUGAUGCUCGGAAGGUUCCGGGAAGCUCUCGGAGAUGCACAGCAGUCAGUGAGGUUGGAUGACAGUUUUGUUCGGGGACAUCUACGAGAGGGCAAAUGCCACCUAUCUCUAGGGAAUGCCAUGGCGGCACGUCGUAGUUUCCAGAGAGCCCUAGAACUGGAUCACAAAAAUGCUCAGGCACAACAGGAGUUCAAGAAUGCUAAUGCAGUCAUAGAAUAUGAGAAAAUAGCAGAAACGGAUUUUGAGAAGCGGGAUUUUCGGAAGGUUGUUUUUUGCAUGGACCGUGCCCUAGAAUAUGCCCCUGCCUGCCAUCGCUUCAAAAUCAUCAAAGCAGAAUGUUUAGCAAUGCUGGGUCGUCAUCCAGAAGCACAGUCUGUGGCCAGUGACAUUUUACGAAUGGAUUCCACCAAUGCCGAUGCUCUAUAUGUACGAGGUCUUUGCCUUUAUUAUGAAGAUUGUAUUGAGAAGGCGGUUCAGUUUUUUGUCCAAGCUCUCCGGAUGGCUCCUGACCAUGAGAAGGCCUGCGUCGCUUGCAGAAAUGCCAAAGCACUUAAAGCAAAGAAAGAAGAUGGGAAUAAAGCAUUUAAAGAAGGAAAUUACAAGCUAGCAUAUGAACUGUACACAGAAGCCCUGGGGAUAGACCCCAAUAAUAUAAAAACAAAUGCUAAACUCUACUGUAAUCGGGGUACGGUUAAUUCCAAGCUUAGGAAACUAGAUGAUGCAAUAGAAGACUGCACAAAUGCAGUGAAGCUUGAUGACACUUAUAUAAAAGCCUACUUGAGAAGAGCUCAGUGUUACAUGGACACAGAACAGUAUGAAGAAGCAGUACGGGACUAUGAAAAAGUAUAUCAGACGGAGAAAACAAAAGAACACAAACAGCUCCUAAAAAAUGCACAGCUGGAACUGAAGAAGAGUAAGAGGAAAGAUUACUACAAGAUUCUUGGAGUAGACAAGAAUGCCUCUGAGGACGAGAUCAAGAAAGCUUAUCGGAAACGGGCCUUGAUGCACCAUCCAGAUCGGCACAGUGGAGCCAGUGCUGAAGUUCAGAAGGAGGAGGAGAAAAAGUUCAAGGAAGUCGGAGAAGCUUUUACCAUACUCUCUGAUCCCAAGAAAAAGACUCGAUACGACAGUGGACAAGACCUGGAUGAAGAGGGCAUGAAUAUGGGUGGUUUGGACUUCCCUGGCGGUCCAGUGGUUGGGACUCUGCGCUUCCGCUGUAGGGGGCAUGGUUUUGAUGCUGCGAGGUGCAGCCCCCCCAAAAAAACCCCUAGGUUUACCAAUAAUAAACAUUGCUCUGCCCAGCAGUUGAGAAGAAUUGUAAGCAGUCAAAAGCUGUUGAAGGGAUAUAAGUCGGGGAGCCAUGGACCUGAUUUAGGCUCUGGAGAUAUAUUUGUGAUGGCACUGAGGCGAGCUGGUUUGGAAAGGGUGAGGAGGAGGGAAGACACAAUCACUAGGAGAGAAUCGGAGGGUACAAUCGGGAGACAGUGUGAGAAUCAACAGGAGUGGCUGUGGAACGUGUUGGGAGAGGCAGAGGACUAAGUCAAGAGUGGCUUUGGCACAGCUGACCUGAUGGGGCUAUUCCC
Messenger RNA from Balaenoptera acutorostrata (minke whale), 2118 nucleotides. It is a transcript of the gene DNAJC7, whose product is annotated as DnaJ heat shock protein family (Hsp40) member C7. NCBI's taxonomy places the organism in Eukaryota, Metazoa, Chordata, Mammalia, Artiodactyla, Balaenopteridae. The transcript is spliced from 14 exons. Gene Ontology annotation, molecular function: protein binding. Bases 281 to 2074 code for a protein of 597 amino acids. The record is from RefSeq and is a predicted model, not a curated record.